AUGGGAGUGGUGCUGUUCGUUCUGGCCAGGUGUGGCUCUUCUAUCACUCUUUGGAACCUUGCCAAAUUUGGCUUUUUGGGAGCAUUUACAGUGCCGAAAAUAUUCAUCUCCUACUCAACACACUUCUCUGCUUACGGUAAGUUCUGGGUGAGGAGAUUCAGGGACGCAUGGGAAUCAUGUAAUCACAAAAAAGCGGUGGCUUUAACACUCUUCACCCUCGUCUGGAACCUCUCCUCCGUCGUUGCCCGUGUUUGGGCUGCAUUCAUGUUAUUCGUCGCCUUUAGAUAUUAUCAGCAGAAGAUGAUCUGGACGACUGAUCAAGACGAUGAUGAGGAUGAGGAGGAGGAAGAGGAUGAGGAAAAUGUAGUAGACGAUGACGAUGAAGAAGAAGAAGAACAAGUCCCUAAGCUAAAAAGAGCUGCUUAUAUGAUGAUGAUGCCUAAUAAACUCAAGAAAAAUUCUUAA
Microthlaspi erraticum is the source of this 465-nucleotide messenger RNA. Lineage: Eukaryota; Viridiplantae; Streptophyta; Magnoliopsida; Brassicales; Brassicaceae. The record is from the annotation of a GenBank genome assembly.